Mytilus trossulus (common blue mussel) is the source of this 5364-nucleotide messenger RNA. RefSeq lists its product as uncharacterized. Gene Ontology annotation, biological process: DNA integration. Lineage: Eukaryota; Metazoa; Mollusca; Bivalvia; Mytilida; Mytilidae. The transcript has a single exon. The coding region runs from base 1 to 5364 and encodes 1787 amino acids. Gene Ontology annotation, molecular function: nucleic acid binding. The record is from RefSeq and is a predicted model, not a curated record.
AUGUCAACAAAGUUAAAAGGAACACGUUCGGGACACAGGAGCGCUCUCACAAGGCUUUUGCGGAGAUUUGACGAUGUGACAUCUAAAGAAGAAUUUGACAGAGACGAAGUUUCAACCAUUUUGGAUUUGAUCAUUGAUAAGCAAAGAUUUUUGUCAGACUUGAACAAUCAAAUUAUUAGUGAAUUAUCGGAAGAGGAACUUGAAGUGGAAAUUUCUGAUUCAGAUGAGUAUUCUAUAACUUUAGAGACAAAAAUACGCAAAAUGCGUAAAUUUCUAGAACCAACCGCCCGUAGCUAUUCACUCCCAGUAACAGAUAGUUCACUUAACCCCUUAGCUCAGAGUUUUGAUGUCAAUAGAAACCAAACAGCAUCGUUCAAUUCGCAACUAAUGUACGCUCCUCAUAUGUCAAACAGCAACAACCAAUUUCACAAAUUACCAAAGUUAGAACUUUCUAAAUUCGACGGCAACAUUCUUAAUUGGCAAGCAUUCUGGGAAUCUUACGACACAGCAAUUCACAGUAAUCCCUCAUUAACAGACGCCCAGAAAUUCAACUAUUUGAAAACACUACUUCAAAACGAGGCUUUGACUACAGUUUCGGGUUUUACGCUCACAAAUUUAAACUACAGUAAAGCAAUAGAUUUGUUACACCAGCGAUUUGGACAGACUCAAAAAAUCACGCACACGUACAUGCAGACUUUGUUAGCUCUACCCGCACCCGAUAGUACAGUUCAAUCAUGCCGCAGAUUUUAUGACAAGUCAGAAACGCUCAUAAGAGGACUAGAAUCACUAGGUCAAAGUCAGGAAUCAUAUGGUGCAUUACUCAUACCUAUUAUGCUCAACGAAUUACCAAGUAGAAUUAAGGAGAAUAUAACCCGUGAACAUGGUUUAAAACAGUGGUCGCUUGAUGAACUCAGACAACACUUAUUUAAUGAGAUAAGUAUAUUAGAAGCCGGACAAAGAGUUAAUUUAGAAUCAGAUGAAACAUUGCAUAGCACAGUAUACCUUGCAAAAACUGACACAAAAAAUAACUACAAUAACAAUAACAGAAAGCCACAGAGAAGUGAGGUAGCCGUUCACACGCGGAAACCAUGUAUUUAUUGCGGUGAGUCUCAUAGCCCUAAUACAUGUAUGAAAAUUGUUGACCAAAAAGCCCGUCUAGAAAUCCUUAAAAAAAAGAAAGCUUGUUUUAAUUGUCUUGGCAACCACCGAGUUACAGAUUGUAAGUCUAAAGGAACUUGUAAACAAUGUGGACGAAAACAUCAUACCAGUAUUUGUUUAAAUAAGAGUCAGUCUUCGUUUUCUAGCAACAGUAUUUCGAAUCAUAACAAUAAAGAUAAUAAACCCGCUUCAUCAGAUAAGCAAGAUAUAGCCGAAACCGCAUCAGCAAUGCACUGUACUACAUAUUCACAAGUACUUCUCAAGACCGCGAUAGCUACGGUGCACUCAAACGCGCAAGUCAGUAUGGACGCAAACAUACUAUUCGACGAAGGGGCUCAGCGCUCGUUUAUCACAGAAAGUCUAGCGGAGCAAUUAGAACUAAAACAAAACGGAACAGAAGCCAUAUCAAUUUCUGGAUUUGGAGGAGGUAACGGAUCAAUACGCCAUUUGAAAACCGCUGACAUAUUUGUACUCACGGAAGACGGAAGCCGCAUACAGCUGAAUAUACUCAUUGUUCCUGAAAUAGCUUCACCGAUACGGAUACAUACUACCGAGACAACUAACUUACCUUACUUGCGCGGAUUAAAAUUGGCACACCCGCUUUCAGGACAUGACGUUUUCUCCGUAAAUUUAUUGAUAGGCGCUGACCAUUAUUGGGAUUUCAUGGAAGAUAAGAUAAUACGAGGCAACGGUCCAACUGCAGUCAAGUCAAGAAUAGGGUAUUUGCUAUCCGGCCCGACACAGAAAUCAACAGAAGGAACUACUUCAAUGAUGAACAUUUUAAUUGGACACAAAGAAGAGGAAUAUGAUUUAGAAAACUUCUGGAAAAUCGAGUCAUUAGGAAUAACACCACAGAAUAAGGAGAAAUCAAACGCAGAAUAUUUGGAAAACUUCAUAUCUACAAAUAUAUCGUACGAUGCCAAUACUUGUAAAUACACAGCAAAACUUCCAUGGAAAGACGACCAUGAACCACUUCCGUCCAACAUCGACAUAGCUAGACGAAGAACAGAAAAUGUAGUACGAAGACUCAGCAACGAUCCGUUUUUACUUAGAAAAUAUGGUGAGAUUAUAAACGACCAGGAAAAGAGAGGUUUUAUUGAACGCAUAGACAACCCAACAACAAGCACAGAACAUGCGCAUUAUAUCCCUCACCAUUCAGUCAAGAAAGAUUCAGCGACGACACCCAUCCGUAUUGUUUAUGACUGUAGCUGUCGUCGAUCACAAGACACGCCCAGUCUGAAUGAUUGUUUGCGCAAAGAACCCCCGAUCUUAAAUGACAUAUCAACACUUUUGAUGCGAUUUAGAGAGAAUAGAUAUGCUGUUGUUACCGAUAUAGAGAAGGCGUUUCUUCAAAUCACGCUAGACGAGAAAGACAGAGAUAUGACGAGAUUUUUCUGGCUAAAGGACUCAACAGACCCUACAUCAAAGUUGAUUACUUACCGCUUUAAAGCUAUCCUAUUCGGCGCAACGUGUUCACCUUUUAUAUUGAAUGCGACCUUAUUAAAGCAUUUACGUGAACAGUCUAGUCAUACAUCUGAAACACUCAUAGAUGGAUUAUACGUAGACAACAUAAUUGCAGGCUUCGACACCACAACUGAACUAUUGAAGUUUUAUGAAGAGUCAAGAACACUGAUGACCAAAGGUGGAUUCAACUUACGUUCAUGGGCAUCGAAUUGUACAGCACUUAACGAUUUAGCUACAUCUCAAAACGUUAACGAUGGAGAUAAAUGUAUUAAAGUUUUAGGAUUACGAUGGAACACCAAAGAUGACCGUGUUAGUUUUGGAUUCAAACCAUUGUCUAUGCUACCAGAAAAUCAAAUCACGAAACGAGAAAUACUAAGAAGAUCGUCAAAAAUCUACGACCCACUUGGAAUUCUAAGCCCAGUUACAGUGCGUAGCAAGAUACUAUUGCAGGAUUUAUGGACACAGAAACUAGGGUGGGACGAACAAAUACCUGAUGAAAUUAGACCGCAGUGGCAUUCUAUCGAUCAAGACUUGAAAAAAUGCACAGAGAUUGAAUUUUCGAGACGUUACUUUGAAAAUAUGGACACUACCGAUGAACCUACCUUACAUGUAUUUACCGAUGCAAGCGCAGUAGCGUACGGCGCUUGUGCGUACUUAGUAAAAGGGGAAGAGUCUAACUUUGUCAUGGCUAAAAAUAGAGUGGCACCUUUGAAAAAGUUAACUAUACCACAACUUGAACUUAUGGCAGCAUUAGUCGGAGGACGGUUAACUUCACAUAUAAUGUCAAGUUUACGGAACGUUAAAAAGUGUGUAUUAUGGAGCGACAGUCAAAUUAUUUUACACUGGAUAUCUUCAAGGAAGCAACUUAAAACCUUUAUAGCAAACAGAGUUAUUGAAAUCAAAGAGCUCACAUGUGAACAUAGCUGGAAAUAUUGCCCUACAGAACACAACCCUGCUGAUUUAUUAUCACGUGGUUUAUCGUAUGAACAAUUGAAAAAUAACAAACUAUGGAUGCAUGGUCCGGACUGGUUAACAAACGAGAAACAAUGGCCGAAUGAAUUUCAAAUCGACAAUAAAGUGAUGACCACAACUUGUAAGGACUAUGAGAAUCAAGAAACGCAAGAUGACAUUAUACGGACGAAGAACAACGUAUUGAACAUAAUCAACGUUGAUAGAUACCAUUCAUUCAACAAAACCGCGCGUAUUUUAGGUUACGUACAGAAAUUCAUAGAUAACUGCCGUAAUACAGCUCCUAAUACUAGAAGACUGACUACAACAUAUCUAACACCAAAUGAUAUACAUAAUGCAACAAUGAAGUUAAUUGAAGCUGUGCAACACGAAAGAUACAGUGAUGUUUUUGAAAGCUUAUGUUCAAAGUCAACGCAUAGUUUGAUACGUCAAUUACGUUUAUAUCUGGACAAAGACGGAUUAAUACGAUGUGGUGGACGCAUUAAUAACGCACCACUUCCAGAGAAUGCAAAAUUCCCGUAUUUAAUACCAACAAAGCAUAGAUUAACAAAACUACUUAUAAAUGAUAUUCACAUUGAAAAUUUACAUUCCGGCAUAGGAGCUACCGUAACUUAUUUGAGGCAAAAAUAUUGGAUACCUUCAGCACGACAAGAAGUUGGAUGCGUAAUUCGAAAAUGUGUAAGUUGUAGAAAAGUAACAGGAGUUGCAUACAAAGCACCAGAUCCUCCACCUCUACCAAAAGAUAGAUUAUCGUCCGAAGAACCAUUUACUAUAUCAGGCGUCGAUUUCAGUGGUGCGCUUAACAUCAAAGGAGACGAUGGACUACUUCGAAAAGUGUAUAUAUGUUUGUUUACAUGUGCCAAUACUCGAGCUAUUCAUCUUGAAAUAGUUCCAGAUAUGACUGAAAAAUCGUUCAUGCUAGCUUUUCGUAGAUUCAUAAGCAGGAAAUCGAUACCAAGAGUUAUGAUAUCGGACAAUGCUACAACAUUUGUUGCCGCCGCGGAGGAAAUACGAAAGUUAACGGACUCUAAAUCUUUACAUGACAAAUUGUGCCAAUUUGGAACCACAUGGAAAUUCAUACCAAAACGUGCUCCAUGGUACGGCGGAUUUUGGGAAAGACUGGUUGGACUAACUAAAAAUUGUCUAAAAAAGAUUCCUGGACGCGCAUGUAUAGAUUUACCUCUGUUACAGACAUUAGUGGUGGAAAUUGAAGCUAACCUUAACAAUAGACCGCUUACCUAUAUAUCGUCGGACAUUGCCGAUCCAGAGCCGCUUACCCCGUCGCAUCUAUUGUAUGGAAGACAAAUUAAAUCUUUCCCGUAUCCGUUAUAUACAGAUGAAACAUACUGUUAUAGUGCCGAUUUAACAACCAAUCAUGAAACUAUGAAUGAUCAAGCGAAAAGGAGAUUCCGUCUUAUUGAACAAUUUUUAGCAAGAUGGAACCACGAGUAUUUGACCUCCUUACGUGAAUUUCACCGAGUGUCUGGAAAUAACAAUCAAAAAGUAAAACUAGGAGAUGUAGUCCAGAUAUAUGAUGACAAUUCUCCACGUACGACAUGGAAACUCGGUGUAAUUGAAGAACUUACCUAUGGCAAUGAUAACCUUGUGCGAUCUGCGACGGUCCGAACAUCUAACUCUAAACUAAACAGACCAAUUGUCAAGUUAUAUCCUUUGGAGAUUUGUGAACCCGACUCAAUAACUACACCGACACAAAGAUAUCAGCGAAGAGCCAAGACAGAUGCCGUAGAGAAAAUCAGAGAGUGUUUAAAGUGA